AUGUCUGAUCAUAUUCACACCUUACCCCCAAAACUAUUUGGUUUCCCACUAACAAAGCACGAAGAAUUUGCAGAAAGAAAAUAUGAUGUUGGAGAAGACAGAAAAUUCAGGUGCCACUUUUGCAGGCGAGUAUUCACAAACUCGCAGGCCCUAGGGGGCCACCAGAAUGCUCACAAGAAAGAGCGCCAAAGGGCGAGGCUUUUCCAAAUCCAGAGUGACCAUAGCCAUAGGCGCUCCAUAGCUUCUGCCUCUGCCUCUGUCCUCACCUCACAUGCAUUGAGAUCACCGCAGACAUUACCCUCCACCUUUGAUCAUCCCCAACAAUUGCAAUCCAACACAAAGCACUUCCCAUCACGACCUAUUUUGAUUCCUUCUUCAACCUAUCGUACUACUCCAUUGGUUACUUUUCAGCUUUAUCCGUCACCCACUGUACUGCAAUCUGCUCCUAAUGUCGGUGAAUUUUCUGGUAAACUUCCCGAGAGGGAUGUCGGUGUUAAUGUUGAUGUCCAUCUCAAAUUGUCUCUCUCAGAUUGA
Gastrolobium bilobum is the source of this 534-nucleotide messenger RNA. RefSeq names its product zinc finger protein GIS-like. Gene Ontology annotation, cellular component: nucleus. NCBI's taxonomy places the organism in Eukaryota, Viridiplantae, Streptophyta, Magnoliopsida, Fabales, Fabaceae. Gene Ontology annotation, biological process: gibberellic acid mediated signaling pathway; cytokinin-activated signaling pathway; trichome differentiation. The transcript has a single exon. Gene Ontology annotation, molecular function: transcription cis-regulatory region binding; DNA-binding transcription factor activity. The record is from RefSeq and is a predicted model, not a curated record. The coding region runs from base 1 to 534 and encodes 177 amino acids.